AUGUGCAGCAGCUCCUGUCUGCACCGCAGAGGCACCUGUGUGGAGGCAGGGUCUGUGAAGGAGCAUAUUGGAGGAGAUCUCUCUCUGGGGGCCUGGGUCAGAAGGUAUUACACCUUACUCCUCAUUACCCUCCGACAACUCCCAGAGGCCUUUACUCUCAUGCUACCAUUGCACAUCCUAGUCUCACCAGUAGGGGGUGGUAUUGGCACUCGUUUCCCAGCAGUGGCCUUCGGGAUAGACAGACCAAAUGCCAGCGCAGUCUUAGGAGACCCGGUGGAGUUCAGAGGUGUAGGGGCGUGUGGUGGGGUGAUGGGGGCAUGCUGA
Knipowitschia caucasica is the source of this 324-nucleotide messenger RNA. Lineage: Eukaryota; Metazoa; Chordata; Actinopteri; Gobiiformes; Gobiidae. The record is from the annotation of a GenBank genome assembly.